AUGUUUUUGUGUGUGAAAACGAUAUCAUUCCAGACUUAUAAAACACCGUCUGUAUAUAGCUGUGAUAGUGAUGAAUGCCGAGCAUGCAGAUUGCUAAUCAACAACGCGUUUGCCACUGCAAGCGGCGACAGAGGAAGUCCCGAUCAACAAGUACAAGAUGCAGUUGUUUUAAAGAUAACUGUAUUUCAUGUCAGAGCAGUUUUGCAACAGUGUUUGAGGUUACAGAUCCGUGAAGCUGCCGAAAAUGCUACAACAACCAAAGAGCCACCUGCAUACUUAGAGGAAGUGAUCAAUUUGUUGACGCCGAAAGCGCGAAAACGAAGAAGUCGAAAAGAUAUGAAACAAAAGUGUGCGUGCCCUACUAAGAAAAACAUAAUUCAGCUGUCAUCAGGAAUAGGUCACCUUUUGUAGAA
Gongylonema pulchrum is the source of this 413-nucleotide messenger RNA. The record is from the annotation of a GenBank genome assembly. Lineage: Eukaryota; Metazoa; Nematoda; Chromadorea; Rhabditida; Gongylonematidae.